This is a messenger RNA of Rotaria sp. Silwood2, 237 nucleotides long. NCBI's taxonomy places the organism in Eukaryota, Metazoa, Rotifera, Eurotatoria, Philodinida, Philodinidae. The record is from the annotation of a GenBank genome assembly.
AUGAUAAUAAGUAAACAAAAUUUAUUUUCUAUUUUAGCUUCACUUGAUCAACAUGUAUCAGUAAUUGAAAAAACAAAUUCAAAUGAAAUAACUCAAAAUAUUAAUUUAUUAAAUAUCAAUGAGAAUAGUUUAUCAUCGAAAACAAAUGAAAAUAUUAACAAAUCAAAUAUUCCUUUAACAACAACAGCCCAUGUCGCGAAUACUGGAGCACUUUUAACGGGAAAUCGCCGAUUUUAA